Messenger RNA from Aedes aegypti (yellow fever mosquito), 1994 nucleotides. RefSeq names its product glycoprotein endo-alpha-1,2-mannosidase. Bases 171 to 1610 code for a protein of 479 amino acids. The record is from RefSeq and is a predicted model, not a curated record. The transcript has 2 exons. Gene Ontology annotation, cellular component: Golgi apparatus. Gene Ontology annotation, molecular function: alpha-mannosidase activity. NCBI's taxonomy places the organism in Eukaryota, Metazoa, Arthropoda, Insecta, Diptera, Culicidae.
ACACUGGCCAUAAUCCCACCGAACCGAAACAAUAUUCGCAAAUUUCAUUCGAUUGAUCACUUUUCGUUUGACGUUUCUGUAAACCAAACUAAGUUGAACAAGGCUCAAUAACUUUUCAAUCAAAAUCAGAAUGUGAAAAAGUGCAGUGAAGGACCUUUCGUUUGCCAAAAAUGUCCUUUCUCAAUUUAAAAUUUUCUAUCAAAUCGAUGAAACUGCUGAUAUGCCUCAUCGGAGUUUCAUCGCUGGUGCUGUUGAUUUUCUGUCUCUACACAACGCUCAACACUUCGGAAAAGGUCAUUCCACCUUUGAUCCCAGGACCGGACCAAAACGUGAUCAGCUAUGAGCUACUGCGAAGUCAGAACGCUGCCCUCGUGCCAGAGAAGUACAACGAACACGAGGUCAAGUCUCGUAUCAUCAGAGAUAAAAUCAAGAGGCUGGCCGGUGGCAGAAACACCGAUCUGAGUACACCAGCCCGUCGAAAUCGAACCAUCGCGUUGAAUCGAAACAUACAGAUCUUCUACUAUGCACCGGUUGCGUGGUACAAACCACAUCCCACCGUGCCAACCGAUCGGGUGGUCAGUCGGAUAACUGAAAAUGGAUCCGCCGUUUCGUUCCGUCCAAACGAUGAGCAGAUAAUCAACGUGGCGUUCUAUCCAAAGCGGAAACUGUACAAUACUACGGAAACGAUCAUCAGAGAACAUUUUAAUGAUAUUCAAAAUUGUGGCAUUGGGGUAGUAACUCUCGUUUGGCAUCCAACGUUCCACGAGGGGUUAUUGAGAGCUAUCUUCAAAACGGCUGCCAUCCACAAUCUUAAGAUAGCCAUCGAAAUUCUGGAAUAUCCGGAACGAACGAUUGAAAGUAUUCGAAAUAAUAUCAAGUACUUCAUAGAUUUGUUUGGAAAAGAUCAGGAUAGCAGCACUCUGAGCUACUUUAAGGUUCUUUCCAAACAACGGGACCUUCCCAUAUUCUACAUCAGAAAAGCGUAUCAAAUCGCGGAUACGGAGUGGAUGCGAUUGCUUUCGCGCAAUGGAAUUUUAACUAUUCGAGGAACAAGUUACGAUGCCAUAGUUCUGGCCCACAUUUCCACCAAAGAGCACAAAUCGGUCGUACGCCGAGGUGGAUUUGAUGGUUUCUACACGUAUCUCCCUUCCAAUGGAGCAAACUAUGUAAGCACUUGGAAGAAUUGGUCCCAACUCAAAAAGUUCGCCGAUUCGUACCACCUGAUGUUUGUGCCAACCAUCGGUCCCGGUUAUUACGAUCGGAAAAAGUACUCCCGCAACGCCAACCAAAAUCACGGAAUUUCGAACAUCAAGCGCUACCGAUCCAAUGGUCAGUACUUCGAUGUAGCGUGGCGAACGGCGCUCAAGAACAACGCUCAGAUCAUCACGAUCAACAGCUACAACAACUGGGUCGAUGGCACUCAGAUCGAAGCGGCCAUCCCGGUGUUUGGUUUCAGGGAUUACCUACCCGGGCCACCGGAGAAGUACCUGGACCUGACGCAAGCCUGGAUCGAGGAAUACGUCAAGUACAAGCUCAACAGUAUCAAGCUGGGAAAGAAAAUCGAAGGAGCGCUCGGCUGUUACGACUUUAUCAACAACACUAUCUGCUAAGUUUUAGUAAUGUACCCAUACGUAGCGAAACGCACAGAUUUGAACAGUUUCCCUUUCCUCCCACAGGCACCCGUAGAGCUUAGAUUGUCUAGCUAGCCUUGUGUAGUAUCAGAAAAGCUUUAAACAGCAAUCUACUGGGAAGGUAACUUAUCGCUCCAAUAUCAGACAUCAGUCAGGUAACGAGUAUGAUGGGAACAAUUUGUGUCCCAAUUAUCAUACAUUGGCAUGAGAGCAUGAUAAGUGACGUGAGAACCGACUAAAAGUAUUGUUCAAAGAAAAAAUUUCAAGUUUCUCCCUUCGUCGCUGUGGUAGAAUAGAGGUCAAAGGUUGUAGACACAUAAAAAUCUGUUGGAAUAAACCAUGUGAAUUAUUUUACAAUAUCAA